CAAAGCCUUUAUUGUUCUGACUAACAGAAAACCCACUCAGAAUCGGCUGAAGGGGGCAAUUAGCCUUUUAGCCAAAAACUUGAUUUUAUUCGCCUAGAACUAGAAAGUUGAUUUUGGGGUAAACUGUCUUGUGUGUCAAAGUUCAGGGGCCAAAUUACCCCCUUAGCCUAGAACCCGUACUUAGCUGAGACACAUAUUUCCUCAUUCAGUCGUGAAUUGCAGAGAAGAGACAGUAAAUUGGAAUGAACUGCAUAUCACGAGUGUCAUCAUACACAGCGGCUAUAUUUGGAAGGGGAAAAGGCAUUUUAUUUUCGAGGAGCGUUUCGCAUCAAUGUUAUUGUUAUUCUACUUCUACUUGUACUCCUUUGCGCAAUAGAAGCUUUGAGCGUCCUGUUAGUUUUGAUUCAGUCAAAUUCAAUUUACAAUUUGUUUUUAGGUUUCGUGCUCAGUGUUACUCGACCAAAAAAGGAAGUGCGAAAGUUUCUCGUGAGAGGAAAUUGGAUCCUACUGAGUCGGCAACAGCACCUAUGGAGCAAGAAAAAGAUGCUUUCUUUGUUGUGAGGAAAGGUGACGUUGUUGGUGUUUAUAAGAGUUUCACUGAUUGUCAAGCUCAAAUUGGUUCGUCGGUAUGUGAUCCUCCUGUCAGUGUAUACAAAGGGUACUCUUUAUCUAAGGACACUGAGGAAUAUCUUGUAUCACGUGGACUCCAGAAUGCUUUGUACGCUAUCAGAGCUCAAGAUUUGAAAGAGGACCUUUUUGGCACACUUGUCCCUUGUCCUUUUCAGCAACCUGAUUCUUCCAAAGGAGAAACAUCUGCGCUGGUUGCAACAAAAAAGAGAUCACAGGAAUUUCUAGGAUUGCAGAUUGUGGAAACUGAUGGAUCAGCUUCUGGUUUAACUGAUCCUCUAAGAAAGCAUGCCAAGUUGGAUAAUCAAACUGAGGCUCAGGCAUUGUACUACGAUGACGACUCCUGUAUUCUCGAGUUUGAUGGUGCUUCAAAAGGAAAUCCUGGACCAGCUGGGGCAGGAGCUCUGUUGCGGACUACAGAUGGACGUAUAAUUUGCAGACUACGAGAAGGAUUGGGCCAAGUAACAAACAAUGUGGCCGAAUAUAGAGCCAUGAUUUUAGGAAUGAAAUAUGCUCUUAAAAAGGGUUAUACAAAAAUUCGUGUCCAAGGUGACUCCAAACUUGUCUGCUCUCAGGUUCAGGGUUUAUGGAAGGUCAAACACAAAGACAUGACUAAUCUGUAUGAGCAGGCCAAACAACUGAAGGACAAGUUUGCUUCUUUUCAGAUCAGUCAUGUUCUAAGGGCACUUAAUUCCGAGGCUGAUGCUCAAGCGAACUUGGCCAUCCAGCUUGCUGAUGGCCAAGUUCAAGAAGAGUGUCUUUACAAUGAUUGAGACUGCAUGAUGUUGAAAUCAUGAUUAUUGGGACAAAAAGUUCGCCCAGGUGACUUAAUGUUUUUCAAAGUAGAACUCUGAAGCAGGUGAUGUUGCAAAUUGGAGCUUAUCUGACAGACUUAUUUUCCCUCUUAAUUUGUCCGUGCUUGAGAUCCUGUCAACAGCAGGCAUACACCAAAGCGGCUUAAAGACAUCAAACUGAAAGACUACUCGGCUCGAUUCCCUUUUUUAUCCUGAAAUAGGCAUAAAUCUAAUAACCUCCCACAAUUAGAUUAUUUAUUCAUUCCCUGUUAUCUUAUUCAAACUUGAAAAUGUACUCCAUAAGCCACUAAUGAAACAGGUGAAAACAAAGGGUUGGGUUA
Ricinus communis (castor bean) is the source of this 1762-nucleotide messenger RNA. RefSeq lists its product as uncharacterized. The transcript has 9 exons. NCBI's taxonomy places the organism in Eukaryota, Viridiplantae, Streptophyta, Magnoliopsida, Malpighiales, Euphorbiaceae. The record is from RefSeq and is a predicted model, not a curated record. Gene Ontology annotation, molecular function: RNA-DNA hybrid ribonuclease activity; nucleic acid binding. Bases 243 to 1400 code for a protein of 385 amino acids.